AUGAAAUCGUUAAGAAGAUCUUUGAAUAACAAUAACAACAAUGGCUCAUCGUCCUCUUCUCCCGCACCUUCACCACCACUUCCCAACCAGCAUCACCCUCAGCAAUUCCCGUUAGGCAGACCAAGUCAGAAAGUUGCACCCCCCCAGAAAGUCAUCAAGGCCCUACAGUCUCAUAGGAGUACCAACCCGCAGGAAUUGAGUUAUAACAAAGGCGACUUUUGGUAUGUCACAGGAGAGAGGAAUGAAUGGUUUGAGGCUUUGAACCCGUUAACAGGAUCGAGAGGACUAGUACCAAAAGCAGAUUUCGAAGAGUUCGUUAAAGGUGGAAGACAUCCCUCGGGUCAGAAAUCGAUCGAUCAAGGUAAUCAAUCAAGACCAUACACACCGUCGCAAGGGCAUCUCUCACAUACUAGUGAUCCUCGUUCUCCACCUGGAACCAAUAUCUCUCCCCCACUGUCCGCUGAGAGUGCAAAAUCAAAGCCUAGACAGCCAGUAUAUGCCAUCGUACAGUAUGAUUUCCACGCGGAGAGACCGGAUGAAUUGGAUGCUAAGAAGGGAGAGCCGAUCGUGGUCAUUGCACAGAGUAAUCAUGAAUGGUUCGUUGCCAAACCUAUCGGUCGACUCGGUGGACCCGGGCUGAUCCCCGUCACUUUCGUGGAAAUACGUGAUCCCGCCACUGGUAAACCGGUAGAGAUGAAUCCGAACAUGGUACCUGCUGUGGAAGAAUGGAAGAAGGCUACUGCGGAUUACAAAGCUGCUGCUAUCCCAUUAGGAAGAUUUGACAUCGCACCGGAACAAGCUGUAACGAAUUCACCUUACGCACCCGCACAAACGUCUAGCGCGGCUGGAUCUCAAUCAUCACUCGCACGUACAGGAUCAACCAGCUCCGUCAAUCAAAUGUCAACUGCUAACGGUCGAGUCAGUCAGCCGGACCCACGACCAAGAGCACCUUCACAACCUGUCUAUCGACCCGAACAAGAUCCGAUGUUCCCACCUGGGGAAUUGACUUCGCUUGGCGUUCCUUCGUUUCACAACGAAUCGGGCAACUAUUGGUUCAGAUUACAUGUCAACUUCGUACCGGAUGAACCGACCGCUCCUGGAUAUACUUUGACGCUCUAUAGAACAUAUGAAGAUUUCUACGAUUUCCAAAUUAGCCUGUUGGAUACUUUCCCCUAUGAGGCUGGACGAUCAACUCGACCAGGAGAAGAGGAUAUGACACCGCCUGAGAGGAUCUUACCAUAUAUGCCUGGACCGGUAGAUGAUGAGAUUGACGAUGAACUCACCGAAUAUAGAAGGGAAGAAUUAGAUGCUUAUGUUAGAGCGUUGGUGGAUUUGAGAUCGAGACAAGCUGGAUAUAUCUUAAGACACGAAUUGAUCAGGACUUUUUUCGCUGCUAAAUAUGGUGAUUACUGCGAAGAAAUACCGAGGAAUGAUAUAAUAGGUGAAUUGGAAGAAAGGUUAAAUGAAGUUUCAAUCUCUCAACAACAGCCUCAGCAACCUCAAACGAAUCAUCAAAGAGGUUUAUCAGCCGAUACACACAAUAAUAAUCUCAGGUCGCAAUCUGCCGCUUCGAGGCAUUCCCAACAUCAAUCUCAGGAUAGAUAUUCACCGUUACCCGGAGGACAGCAUCAACAGAAUAAUCGAAGUAUCUCAUCAAGAGGUCCAUCGCCCCUACCUCCUAUAGAUACUCAAAAUACAUCACAUAGUAGACCACCGUCGAAUAGACAAUCUGCAAGUGGUGGUCAGACCGCAUCGUCUUUCGGGAUGAGUAGUGUUUCCGCUGGACCACCUGUAUCUGCUAAUUCAGCUGGAGGUGUAGGUGGUGGCGGAGGUCAACCACCAUAUAUCAAGAUCAAGAUAUAUGACCGAGCGACCGAUGACUUAAUUGCAAUUAGAGUACAUCCAUCUGUAACGCAUUCGGAAUUGUUCGAAAAAGUCAGAGCGAGAUUGGGACCAACUGUGAAUAUGUUGAGAUACAGAUCAUCGAUGGAUGGUGGAGCUGGAUCUGCGGGUGGAAAUCAGGGGUAUAGAGAGUUGAGGGAUGAUAGAGAAUUGAGGGAUUGGUUAAGAACUGAAGAUCAGAAAUUGGUUUUGUACGCUGAACAGUAG
Molecule: messenger RNA, 2109 nt
Organism: Kwoniella botswanensis
Lineage: Eukaryota; Fungi; Basidiomycota; Tremellomycetes; Tremellales; Cryptococcaceae
Exons: 5
Coding region: 1-2109 (702 amino acids)
Biological process (GO): conjugation with cellular fusion
Cellular component (GO): mating projection tip; cytoplasm
Molecular function (GO): phosphatidylinositol binding; protein-macromolecule adaptor activity; protein binding
Source: RefSeq, a predicted model, not a curated record